CUAAGCCAAUUCCAUGGCAGACAUGUGCGAGCACUGAGGAUUGAUUUUGACUCCCGUGAAUUAACAAGUAAAUCGGCGACCAGCAGGUGGACAAGAUGGCUCAGCAGUUGAACAGUGACGAGGGCAAGACUUUAAUAAUUCUACCCCAACAAGUUGCUGGCGAAGGGAAAAGUUCAAUGAUAUCAACGUCGUUUAAUUUUAUCAAUUCCAUCAUAGGAUCUGGAAUAAUAGGUUUACCAUAUGCAUUGAACCAGGCAGGCCUUCCCCUUGGCCUUUUGCUUUUGAUAGUUGUAGCUUGCAUCACAGACUACUCAAUCAUCUUAUUGAUUAAAGGAGGCAAUAUAUCGGGGACAAACAGUUAUCAGUCACUGGUUCAUAGCACUUUUGGGUUCCCUGGAUACUUAAUUCUGUCUGGACUGCAGUUCCUUUACCCUUUCAUUGCCAUGAUUAGUUACAACAUCACUACUGGUGACACGCUGACCAAAGUAUUUCAGAGAAUACCAGGAGUUGGCCCUGACCACAUCCUUGCAGAGCGUCACUUUGUGAUCUUGGUGUCGACCAUUCUCUUUACACUGCCUCUCUCACUUUAUCGCAACAUAGGACGGCUUGGGAAGGUGUCCUUCCUGUCAAUGGUGUUGACCCUUGUCAUCCUCAUCGUUGUAAUCAUCAGAGCAGCCACCUUUGGACCUCAAGUGGUCCCUACAGAAAAUGCAUGGGCAUUUGCAAAGUGGAAUGCAAUUCAGGCAGUUGGUGUAAUGUCUUUUGCCUUUAUAUGCCACCACAACAGCUUUCUGAUGUAUGGCUCUCUGGAGCAGCCAACUCUGACAAGCUGGUCUCGCGUCACCCAUGUGUCUGUUGGCUCUGCCUUCAUAGUCAGCGCUGCUUUUGCUGUGGCUGGCUAUACCACCUUCACUGGCUACACACAAGGAGAUAUCUUUGAGAACUACUGCAGAAAUGAUAACCUGGCAACAUUUGGUCGCUUCUGUUUCGGCCUCAGUAUAAUAACCACUUUUCCACUGGAAUGUUUUGUGACGCGAGAGGUGGUGUCCAAUAUUAUUUGCAGUAGAGAUCUUUCAAAAGCUGAGCAUGUGGGCAUAACUCUGCUCAUAGUCUCAGUGUGCACAGCAAUAUCCUUGGCAUAUGACUGUCUUGGGGUUGUUUUGGAGCUGAAUGGUGUGCUGAGCGCCACGCCCCUUAUCUUCAUCAUUCCAUCAGCAUGCUUCCUCAAGCUCUCCUCUGGCCGCUGGUUCCAGGGUGAAAACCUGAUACCUACCAUCCUCAUCGUGAUUGGGUUGUUUGUCAUGGUAACCGGUCUGACCAUGACUGGCCUCUACCCACAAGACUGCUCACAUGGCAUGGAGAUGUUUUACUGUGCGGAUGCCAAUGUCUCCAGCACUGCACCUCCUGUGUAACAAGACAGCUGGUUUUGAAGAUCAGCUCUGAACAGUAUUGUUCUUGCAUGUUUUCACAUGGUGCUUGU
Myripristis murdjan (pinecone soldierfish) is the source of this 1480-nucleotide messenger RNA. It is a transcript of the gene slc38a11, whose product is annotated as solute carrier family 38 member 11. The record is from RefSeq and is a predicted model, not a curated record. NCBI's taxonomy places the organism in Eukaryota, Metazoa, Chordata, Actinopteri, Holocentriformes, Holocentridae. Bases 96 to 1412 code for a protein of 438 amino acids. Gene Ontology annotation, molecular function: L-amino acid transmembrane transporter activity. Gene Ontology annotation, cellular component: membrane. The transcript is spliced from 12 exons. Gene Ontology annotation, biological process: amino acid transmembrane transport.